Molecule: messenger RNA, 2223 nt
Organism: Thamnophis elegans (Western terrestrial garter snake)
Lineage: Eukaryota; Metazoa; Chordata; Lepidosauria; Squamata; Natricidae
Product: dimethylaniline monooxygenase [N-oxide-forming] 2-like
Exons: 9
Coding region: 84-1709 (541 amino acids)
Molecular function (GO): flavin adenine dinucleotide binding; N,N-dimethylaniline monooxygenase activity; NADP binding
Source: RefSeq, a predicted model, not a curated record
CUACUAUACUUUUUCUCUUCAAAGCAGUUCAUCCUGAUUAAAAGAAAACGAGUCUAGAAGAAGAGAGGAACAAUUCCUGUUUGAUGGAAAUAGCAGGAACCAUGUCAAAGAGAGUAGCAAUUGUUGGUUCUGGAGUAAGUGGGCUGACAUCCAUCAAAGCUUGCCUGGAAGAAGGACUUGAACCCACCUGUUUCGAGCAAAGCAAUGACAUUGGUGGCCUAUGGCGAUUCACAGAAACUGUAGAGGAGAGAAAAGCAAGUAUCUACAGGUCACUCACCAGUAAUUCCUCCAAAGAGAUGAGCUGCUUCAGUGAUUUUCCAAUGCCAGAUAACUUUCCAAACUUUCUGCACAAUAUAAAGUUCCUGGAAUAUUUACGACUGUAUGCAAAACAUUUUGAGCUACUCAAAUAUAUCAGAUUCAAGUCUCUAGUUGUGCGUGUAGAAAAAUGUCAAGAUUUCUCUACCACUGGCCAAUGGAAUGUGACUAUAGAGAACGAUGGAAAACAGGAAUCCUUCACCUUUGAUGCUGUCAUGAUCUGUUCAGGACACCAGAUAGAAGCAUAUACUCCGCUGAAUUAUUUUCCUGGUUUUGAAAAAUUCAAGGGGAAUUCAUUCCACAGCCAAAAUUACAAGGAUUCAGAAGGAUUUGAAGGGAAGACUGUUGUGAUCAUUGGAAUGGGAAAUUCAGCUGCUGACAUUGCUGUGGAGAUCUGCAAGAAAGCAAAUAAGGUGGUCCUCAGUGCCAGGGGAGGCACCUGGGUGAUGAGUCGAGUAUAUGACAAUGGCUAUCCCUGGGACACCGUUUACCACACUCGCUUUCUUAAUUUUAUCCGAAAUUCUGUCCCAUGGUUUGUUUUGAAAUGGAUGACAGAACAGAAGAUGAAUCAAUGGUUCAAUCAUGAAAACUAUGGCUUGGUGCCUCAAAACAGGUACUUGAUGAAAGAACCAGUGUUCAAUGAUGAUCUGCCCAGCCGUAUCCUGUGUGGAUAUGUCAACGUGAAACCACUUGUCAGGCAAUUCACAGAAACCUCAGCCAUAUUUGAAGAUGGGACAGUGGUGGAGAAUGUAGACAUUGUCAUCUUUGCAACAGGCUACAGUGUUGCAUUCCCUUUCCUGGACAAAUCAGUCCUUGAGGUAGAGGAUAAUCGUGUCCCACUGUAUAAACAUGUCUUCCCUCCUCAUCUGGAGAAGCCAACCUUGGCUGUUAUUGGUCUCAUCCAGCCCCUUGGGCCUAUUAUGCCUACUUCAGAACUUCAGGCACGCUGGGCUACAAGAGUCUUCAAGGGGUUAAGCCUUCUGCCUUCAGAACGUGCCAUGAUGGCUGAUACUUUUAAAAGAAAUGAGAAGAGGACUAAGUGGUUUGGAACCAGCCGCAGUCAGUCAAUCCAAACCGAUUUCAUUGAUUACCUGGACGAGCUUGCUGCAGCCUUGGGAUCAAAGCCAGAUCUGUUCUCACUGCUGUUGUGGGAUCCCAUACUGGCUUGGGCCAUGUGUUUUGGCCCUUGCAACCCUUUUCAGUUCCGUUUGAAAGGGCCAGGAAAGUGGACUGGAGCCAGGGAUGCCAUCCUCACCCAGAGGGAGCGGAUCAUUAAACCCACAAAAACACGAGUCGUGAGCAGCUCUUCAAACCACGCUCUGUUCUCCCUGCUCACAGCCAUUGGUCUCCUUCUUAUCUUGGCUGCUUUUUUCCUUUUCCUUGUUCAGGACUGAUGUCCAUCCUAAAAACCCCAAAAAGUGACAAUUGCUUAUAUCAAAACCAUGCUUUCUAUUCUUCUAAUGAUUACCAUCACGGGUUUACUGUCUAUUAUACCUUAGUUCUGUAUGCUCACAAACAUAAAAGAGGAUCGUUUGAGCAACUUUCUGGGAAAUUAUGAACGAGGAAGAGAUAUGGAAAAUGGGGGGGAUGAAAGAAAGAAAAAGCUUUUUUUUUUUAAGAAAGGGAAGUUAACAUGCCAAGUGCAGCUUUAAGGUGCUCCAACAACAUGCCUAUUUUUCUGAUUCCUUUUAACAUUAGAUAGCAUUGUGAAUUGCAAUUCAUUCUUGAAUUUUAAAAAAGGAGCAAAUUUGGAUUUCAUACUUGAAUUAUAUAAAAUGCUAUCUGGAACAUGUCUAUUAAUGUCUAAAGGCAGAAAUAUAUAUUUCAUGAAAUGCUGUGAUGUUCCACUGUGGGUUCACCGACAAAAGGGCGAACAACAAAACCGAGCCCGACUAAACCGCGUCGCUG